AUGGAGAGGUUGUACUACUCAAGUUGUGAGAGUCAAUCAGAGGAGCAACAGGGGCAGUUAAUAGAAAAAGCUCUGCUUAACGUUGUACCAGGUAGAGAUUUGAAGACUCGUAGUGUCGGAUGGCUUAUAUUAGAAAAAAUAUUGAGAACUGUAAACCCUGGAGUCUUGAGAAAAUUUCAAGCAAGGUUAGGAAAGAGGUUACCUGAUAUUUCGGCUAAUCCCGAUUUGUGUUCGGGUAUCUUCGUUAGACAACUAUUGAUAAAAAACCCACAAAUUGGUGAUCUACAAUCAUCUUCCAUUGAUAAAAUCAUAUUCGAUCUUCUGGAUUACGCUAUUUUGAAUGAAGAUGAUGAUUAUAGGAGACUUGCUAUUGAUAUGUUUGCUAUACGCCACGGCUCUUCGGAGACUGAAAAAAUUGUCAAAACCAUAGAAGGAAGUUUGAAAAACACUUUAAUUUCACCUGAAGAGAGAUUGGACAUGCUGCCAUUGGGCUGUUUGGGAGCUAAGGAAGUCCGAGAACGUUUCAUCAACUAUUUGCUUGAAUUAUUCUCUGUCUCGAUUAGUGCAGCAAAACGAGGAUCUAAAUUGAACAGAGACUCCAUUUUCUCUAUGUUCGAGAAAACUUUGGCCGAUAGCAUUUCCUAUGCUUCUGCUUUGAAGGCUAUAUCUUCCUUCUGUCUAAUAGGAAAAUCGUCUGUUUUACCUUAUAUCCCCCGCAUAGUUUCUAUGCUGAUUGUUCACCUGGCUCAACCCGUAACUGAGCUAUUUGAAACACUCCUUACCAUUUCGGAAGCUUUUGGUGCUAGUUCAACUCUCUACAAACACUUUUUUGUUAUUUUCUCAUCACUCAAGCGGCCAUUAUGUUCUCAGGACUCGUCCAGAGCUGCUGUCGCUUUACUGUCAUCUAUCAUUAGAACCUCGGCAGCUAUUAUGAAAGCUGAAGUUCUCAUAUCAGUGCAGCGAACCAUUUUAGAAGAAGUUAUGCGUAGUGAUAAUAUAAUGGUUUAUGAGAAAUUACUCGAAGCCUUCCUUGCUAAUAGUCAUGAGAGCGUACCUGUGCCGGUUCAUGUUAUACGAAAUUUGGUGUCCAGCAAACGCAAAAACUCUUCCUCAUAUUUCUUGUCGACAUUGUGCGAUGCGUUAAGUCGUCCAAGGCUUCAGAACUUGUCUGAUGGUGUUAUCAAAAACAUGGCGGUCGCCCCGGAAGUUAUUUCAGCUGGAAAACCCAUAAAGGAACCCGUAUCCGAUGAUUUCUAUGAUACUGAAGUUCAAAAAGCUUUAGAAGAAGCAAAGGAAUCUGAAGACGCAGCAAUCGAAUCUCCUGUAGUCCCUGUUGAGAAAAUGGUUGUUGCUCCAAGCGGCCCUAAAACUUCAAAAAGUAAUCUAACCACUCAAGUAACAUCUAAGCGCGAGAGUAAAGAUAACACAACCACUACCGCGGUGAAGUCAAAGAAGGCCAAGAAAAAUGAGAAAACUAAGAAAACUGUUCUACUGGAAGGAGAAGCAUCAGUUGAUGACAUUCUGGACUCCUUCUGUCCAACCUAA
Auanema sp. JU1783 is the source of this 1545-nucleotide messenger RNA. Lineage: Eukaryota; Metazoa; Nematoda; Chromadorea; Rhabditida; Rhabditidae. The record is from the annotation of a GenBank genome assembly.